UUGUGAUUGUUUGAAUUUGAAAAUUUGUGGAAAAGUUGAAAAAUUUAAUACGUUUAUGGGAUGAAAUGUUGAGUGAUAGCGUUGGCGAUUUCUAUAAAAUUUAAUCUUUUUAUACAGAGAUGGAGAAAUCAAAAAACAGAGGAAAACACCGAAUUAAAGCCGAAGAAGAAAUAAUUCGUAGACGAGAAAAAGAAACGCGCUAUAACGAAUUAUGGAACGGUACUGCGAAAUAUUACGACCAAUGGAAUAGAAGAACCGCCAAAUUUGAUGAAUGGACAUCUCCUAGAUAUUAUAACGAAAACAAUAAAAUGCUAUUUGAUAUCAAAACCAAACGAGACAAAGAAGAGCUAUUGGAAAAAAGAAGAGAAAAAUUAAGAAAACUUUUUGACGAAGAAAAAAGAGCCUUGGAAAUAGAAUUAAUGGUACAAAAGAAUCGGUAUCCAUUAAGAAAUUCUACAGAAGAAAACCAUGAUAUUCCUACAAACAUUUUAAAAGAAUUUAACGAUCAAAUAAAACUCGAAGAACAAACUAUAAGACGAAGAGAAGCCGAAUCAAAGUUAUUCGACCAAUGGAGGAGAAACAAUCCAUUAAUAAGACAAUGCGAGGCCAAAUAUCAUUGCAAAGAUUUAAAACUUAGCUGGCUGGACCAGCAAAUAGAAAAAAGAAUGCAGAAAGAGAAGGAAGAGGAAGAAAACAAGAGAAUUUUGAAAGAAAACGAAUGGAAACUCCAAAUGGAGUACGAGAGAGAAGAAUUGUUGAAGAAGAAGGUCGAAGAAAAUAAGCAGCAGCUUAAACAAGCACUUGACGGUCAAAUUUCCGAAUUUAAAGAGAUACAAAAAACGUGCGAUGAAUUAAGAGAGAAGGAAACUAUCGAAAUGAAACAAAAUAUAUAUUUAGCAGACUUAGAAGAUAAAUUAAAAGCCGAAGAACAACGUCGUAGAGAUAAAGAGUGCGCUUUAUUCAACAUUCGCCAACAUAAUAGAAAAUUAAAGCAAAAAUCAAAAGAUAUUCAAGACAAUUUAGAGCAAGACAAACUUCUAAUGCUCAAAUUCAAGGAGUUGCAAUUACAAGAUAUUAUCGAAGAAGAAGCAAAAAGGAAUGAGAUAAAACAAGGCGUUGAAGAAUUUUUAGACAUCAUAAGGCAACAACAAGCCUUAGAAAUUCAACGACAGAAGCGAUUAGAAUUUCUAUUUGAUUCCGAAGCUAAAGCCAUGUACGACAUGCAAGUGGCCCAAUGGAAGCAGGAAGAAUUGUCACGCGAAAAAUUGAUUAACGAAGUCCUCAAAACACUUAAGCAACAAAUAAAAGAAAAAUUAGAAUCAAACAUAGAACGACAGAAGGAGAAUUUGCGCGAACGCGAAGAAAUGACGCAAAAAAUUGAAGAAUAUCACGAGGAGUUAAAUCGAUUGAAGGAAGAAGAAGAGAAACGUAAACGUAAAAUAAAACACGGUAGAGAGGAAGAUAUGCAAGUAAAAAUCGUAAAAAAGAAACAGCAAGAGAGUUUGAGAAUGAGAGAAUUGGAUGAGGAAUUGGAGAGAAUAAGGAAGGAAGAAGAAAGGUUGCAACAAGAGAUUUUGAAUCUACAGCAAAGGCAGGGUCCUUAUAAACCGUCUAGAAAUCGAUUAUUUUUUUAAUCUGAUAUAUUCUUAGUGGUUAUUGUUGAUUAAUUUUGAAUUCUGUGAUAGGUUUUGCUAAUAAUAAUGUUCACAACUUAUUUUGCAUAAUGUUAACAGUUUAAUUAUGUACCACACAUUAGAGUAUUGUUAAAAAUUAUAAGAUUUGUAUAAG
Psylliodes chrysocephalus is the source of this 1788-nucleotide messenger RNA. The record is from the annotation of a GenBank genome assembly. Lineage: Eukaryota; Metazoa; Arthropoda; Insecta; Coleoptera; Chrysomelidae.